UUGGACUCGUAUCGUGCCGUUCGUGGCUUUUUAUCGCACCCACCGCACCACGCUCACUUUGAUAGCUUAUCGUGCUUCGCCGAAACGCUUCGUUUGUAAACAACGCUGAGCCGAGUGGGGGAGAGCGAGCGUCGGUAAAGCAGAGCUCGCGCGUGGUUGAGAGCGAGUGAGCGAGCGAAGCUCGUGUGAACUUGAGUCAAUCAUAAAAGCAUAAAGGUUUUUAAGGUGAUUCGUCAGUUUCAAUUACGAGAGGGUGAGAGAGCGAGCAGGAAGGUGCGAAUGCAGCGUGGUCGUUUGCAUACCGAUUAAGUGACACUGUGACGAAGGAGGAAACGAGAUAGAGUGUGAGUGAGCGUGAGAGCGAGAGCGCGGGAGCCGAAAAAACCGAGAGCAAUGUGAUCAAACAAGGUGCAAAGCAGGGCAAAUUGUGUUGUUUGAAAUCGAAACCCUAAGGUGGCGGUCGCCAGCAUAAUCCCCGUGAACCGUGUUUCGGCUUUUGGCUUUUUGCAUGCAAUUGAGAGCAUAACGAGCGCUCGUGGUUGUCGGUCGUGUUCUGGCGUGAGGAAGCUCGUUAGGACGCACGCCGUUUCUGACGUCGUCAGUCUGUUGUGGGACUCCGGUAGUGUCGCGCGCUUUUUUCGUAAGACUUCUUCACAGACUUGGGCUUGCAAGUGUUGAACAACCAUCAGGUGGUUUUCUCAACCCUCAAGUGUCGUUUUCAAGUGUAACCGUGUGUGUUCGUGCUUAAUUAAUCAAGUGUCCACCAACCAGAAAACAACCCACCAAGUGUCCAACAAAAAUUUGCCACCAUUUUUCCGUUCGACAUCUUCAACCUGUACUCCGCCGAUCUGGAGCAACGGAGCAGCUCGUUGAGCCUGGAGGCGAACUGCCUUAAAAGGCGAAAAUGUAACAGCGACAUGGACCGGGAACGUGACCGCGAUCGUGACCGUUCGGACCGCACUCCGGGAGGUGGCGGCGGUGGAGGUGGUGGAGGAGGUGGCGGUGGCGGUGGCCCCGAUCGGGACGUGAAGCCCCCGAUGGAGCCCCGGGACCUGUCGGCGACGCGGCUCUUCUCGGCAACGCAGAUCAAAAUUAGCACGUCACCCACCACAUCGCCGACCAUCUCGAACUCCUCGUCGCCGACGCCGACGCCACCCAUUCCGGCCGUUUCGCCGGCGGUUUCGGGCGUGGGCAGCGGCGGCGGCGGCUAUCACCACUCGAACCACAAGCAGAUCACGGGCAUCCCGUGCGUGGCCGCGGCCUCCAAGUACACGGCGCCGGUGCACAUCGACGUCGGCGGAACGAUUUACACCAGCUCGCUGGAGACGCUGACAAAAUACCCCGACUCACGGCUCGCCAAGCUCUUCAACGGGUGCAUCCCGAUCGUACUGGACUCGCUGAAGCAGCACUACUUUAUUGACCGCGACGGUGGCAUGUUCCGACACAUUCUCAACUUUAUGCGCAACUCGAAGCUGCUGGUGUCGGACGACUUCCCCAAUCUGGACCUGCUGCUCGAGGAGGCCCGCUAUUUCGAUAUUGUUCCUAUGAUCAAGCAGAUCGAGCAGAUAAAAAAGGAACGAACCCGCAGCGGGAAUGGGCUGGCCCCGUUUGGCGGAGGCAGCAGCCGGUUCCGGAGCAAAUCUUCGUCGCCCCACGAUGCCAACCACGACGUCGUGGCGCUGCACAUUUCGCCCGACCUUGGCGAACGGAUUCUGAUCUCGGCCGAGCGGGCCAUCCUGGACGAGGUCUUUCCCGAGACGAAUCAGGCCAUCCUGGACGCACGUACCGGGGCCGCUUGGAACCAGUUUGACGGCCGGCAGGUGAUCCGGUUCCCGCUCAACGGCUACUGCAAGCUCAACUCCAUCCAGGUUCUGACCCGGCUGCUGAACGCGGGCUUCUCCGUCGAGGCCAGCACCGGCGGAGGCGUCGAGACGCAGCAGUUCUCCGAGUAUCUACUAAUCCGUAAGAGUUCAAUGUGAUAAACUAUUUGUAGAGCAGCGUUGGAGCCGCCAUUGCUGGCCGCCACCAGGACAGGACAGGAUCGUACGUGUUUUAGCCAACUUUUAGCGAGCAGCGCUUAUUUUUAUUUAUUCUAUACGCUCAUGAGAGAUGCGUCCAAUGAGACGCGACAUAAUUGACGACGGAAAAUGAACUAUGUCCAUUUUAAUGUAGCAUCAAGUAAGUGAAACACAGAAAAAAAACAAGAUAAAAGAAAUACUAAGGAAAUUUAUCGCUUAAGGUUCAUCUUAAACUAUUACACGUGAAUUAAAAAAAAAGCAAAACAAAAGCAUCUAAUUGAAAAUUAGUGUAAUUAGAAAAUUCGAGCUGAAUGAAACGUAAAAAUGUAAUCAUAAACAUACACACACACAGACACUUUAUGUUACCUCCUGUAAGUAAGUGACAUUGGAACAAAACUAAUAAAAAAAUCUCCGACUCUUA
Messenger RNA from Culex pipiens pallens (northern house mosquito), 2439 nucleotides. RefSeq names its product BTB/POZ domain-containing protein Tiwaz (gene twz). The coding region runs from base 918 to 1979 and encodes 353 amino acids. The record is from RefSeq and is a predicted model, not a curated record. Gene Ontology annotation, molecular function: protein binding. The transcript has 4 exons. Gene Ontology annotation, biological process: protein homooligomerization. Lineage: Eukaryota; Metazoa; Arthropoda; Insecta; Diptera; Culicidae.